Messenger RNA from Hylaeus anthracinus, 8267 nucleotides. Its product is annotated as mitogen-activated protein kinase kinase kinase 11-like. The transcript is spliced from 15 exons. Bases 822 to 4406 code for a protein of 1194 amino acids. Gene Ontology annotation, molecular function: JUN kinase kinase kinase activity; ATP binding; protein binding. NCBI's taxonomy places the organism in Eukaryota, Metazoa, Arthropoda, Insecta, Hymenoptera, Colletidae. The record is from RefSeq and is a predicted model, not a curated record. Gene Ontology annotation, biological process: protein phosphorylation.
AUGUAUAUCAUCACGUCAACGGUGGGGCCGUCAAACGAAACAUGGCGUCCGUUAGGUUAUUGCUAUGAGUGCUGGUCCGUUUUCUAUCGUUAAAUGUGGAAUAAUCGUGCGGUUUGCGGGCUGACGCGAAGCGUCGUGUCCUCCGGGAGGCGAACACGUCGCUUUCAACCCUGCACGACCCGCGUACAUUGCUUCUAGUCCCGAUCCAAUGAGGAGAAUCAGCCUCGUCAACAGUGGCUUGUGGGUAUACACACCCCGACGCGAGACUCCAAAGUGGUUUUACGGCAUAUCGAGCAUUUUUCUACUAUUCUAAAAUUCGAUUCCUAUAGCGAUCCAGACAGGAUUACGAUCAACGGCGUUAAUUUACGGAAUCUUCACACAUCGCUGCCGGACUCGCGAAUCAAAAUGCCGGUCACUGUUAAAGUGUUUUUAUGUACGGGGUGUUAGCGGUGGUGAUCACCUCCUCUCACCCCACAAUUUUUUACGCGAAACGUGUACGUACAUUUAAAUUAAUCACUGAAAUGUCAAGCGAUCGUUUUACGUUCGCGUACCGAUAGCGGUAUCGAGGGACACGUGUAAAAAUAAUGUGAAAUGUGCAAGGAUUUGUGGACAGUGUUAAAAUAAUAAUAGCAGGUGGAUAUAAAACUCUCACUGAUUCUUGUACAUGUCUGUUUCACCUUCUUUCGAGAGUAACUAACAACCCUGCUAAAGCAUUCUAUUUUAUUACUUGCAACACAACCGACGCAAUAUUGUAAGAAAGCUACAAGACGACGAAGCUGUAAUUUCCAGAAAGGAGAAGAAUAAGGAGAGUGUCAGACCAUAUGCCACCAGCCGGGCUAUCGGCAAGAGGCUUGUCUACCUUGAUGGACCACGGACAACCGGAUGCUCGUCAUCGGAGCGAGCGGUUUCUACUUCACCCAGAGAAUGGCUCCUCUAAUUCUCAUAGUCCUAACACAGCCAACUCGUCUCCACGAUAUCAGCAUAAUAAUAGAACGAAUAAUCAUUCCACGAGUUACGGAUAUUUGUAUGGACGCACAUCUAGCAACAAUAUGUCUGAUAGCAGUGUUUCUGAUACACAUAGCGGUGGCACGGCAAGAACUGUUUCUCAACAGACUAGUCCUUCUCAUGGUACACAUUCCUCUUCUCAAUCGCGGCAGGACAAUAGUUCUACACUUUUCACAGCAUUGUUCGAUUAUGUUGCUCAAGGCGAGGACGAGUUAUCCUUGCAAAGGGGCGAAACGGUCGAGGUCCUGUCAAAAGAUUCAAAAAUCUCAGGUGACGAGGGAUGGUGGACUGGAAAAAUCCAUGGAAAAGUUGGUAUUUUCCCUGCCAAUUUUGUUGCGGAAGCGGAAAGUAUCGAUAGGGUGUCUUCGGUGAUCGAUAAAGUUCAACCUGUUGAAAUUGACUUUGAAGAGUUGCAAUUAGAAGAGGUGAUAGGGGUUGGUGGGUUUGGGAAGGUUUACAGAGGAUUCUGGCAAAAACACGAAGUGGCUGUUAAAGCAGCCCGCCAGGAUCCGGACGAAGAUCCAAGCGUUACUUUAGAAAAUGUUCAACAAGAAGCAAAGUUAUUUUGGUUACUGAAACAUGAAAAUAUUGUGCAGUUAGAAGGUGUUUGUUUAAAAAUGCCAAAUAUGUGUCUCGUAAUGGAAUACGCGCGAGGAGGUAGUUUGAACAGGGUUCUUAGCGGUAGAAAAAUCAGGCCUGAUGUACUUGUUGAUUGGGCGAUACAAAUUGCUCGUGGCAUGGACUACCUUCAUAAUAAAGCUCCUAUAAGUCUUAUUCACAGGGACUUGAAAAGCUCUAAUGUGCUAUUAAGCGAGCCCAUAGAAAAUGAUGACCUACAAUAUAAGACGUUGAAGAUAACUGAUUUUGGAUUAGCAAGGGAAGUGUAUAAGACAACUCGCAUGUCAGCAGCAGGCACGUAUGCUUGGAUGGCACCAGAGGUUAUUAAAAAGAGUACUUUCAGUAAAGCCAGUGAUGUUUGGAGCUACGGUGUCCUCUUAUGGGAACUUUUAACUGGCGAAACACCUUAUAAAGGAAUAGAUGCUUUGGCAGUAGCAUAUGGAGUUGCUGUAAAUAAACUGACAUUGCCUAUUCCAUCAACUUGCCCUCAGCCAUGGAGGUUUUUAAUGGAAGCUUGUUGGGCAUCGGAUAGUCAUUCAAGGCCAGGAUUUGUCGAAAUCCUAGUAGCACUGGAUGAAGUACGUAGCGCGUUUGCAGCAACGCCACACGAGUCGUUUCACACAAUGCAAGAAGACUGGAGACUUGAAAUUGAACAAGUUCUUCAUGGAUUGCGCAUGAAGGAAAAGGCAUGCCGAUCCUUAGAAGAGGAAUUGCGCUGUAGAGAGGAAGAAUUGACAAAGGCACAAGUACAACAACGACAACACGAAGAAAACUUGAGGCAGCGAGAGCAAGAAUUAGCUGCUAGAGAAAUAGACUUGUUAGAACGUGAACUCACAGUAAUGAUAAUUCAGCAACAAAAUACUCCUACACCAAACAAAAGACGCGGAAAGUUCAAGAAAUCGAGAUUAAAAUUGAAUAAAAAGGAACCCGGAAGUAACAUUAGUGCUCCUUCUGAUUUUCGUCACACGAUAACUGUACAGCAUACAGCAUUGGAUCGGGGAAAAGUGAGGAAUCCAUCGAGACCUAACAGUCCACCAGGCUCGCCUAGUAUUCCAAGGCUUCGCGCGAUCGCAUUACCGGCAGAUGGAGUAAAGGGUAAGACUUGGGGACCAUCGACACUACACCAACGCGAGCGCGGGGCUAUUAUCACACAGCCACCAAAUCCUGCAUCACCAGGUGGCAAACGGUGGUCUCGCUCUGCUCCAGAUCUCGAAAAGACACCCCUGCGUACCGCCCUGUUGGCAAGCGCACACCGCUCCCCGCUUCUUCAAGAAAUAGGCCUUUCUGAGGAAAGCAUCUAUCCCACUCAUUAUACAGCUUUACCUCCCGAUCUCUCUACCGACUGGGUAACUUCGGAUUAUCCCUUGAAACCUGGAUUAACUGGACCUUACAUCAUGCCAAUGCCUGUUCCAAUGCCAACUCUCUACAAUGGAGAAACGAAAAAACCAAAGUUAAGCAUAAUAGAGCUGGUUUUGUACAAUAUCGCAGCUAUGCUAGCUGGAGUAGCUACUGGAUACGAUGUACGAAUGUCAAACAUAUCUCCAAUUCAUCCAAGAUUGUAUCCACGGCUUGGCGAAGGAGAAGACGAACCUCCGCGAUGGUGGUUUCAGGCAGACACUGGAUCGAAUCGUAAUUCUGGUUAUCUUGGGCCUGACUAUGAGUUUAGUUCGAGUAGUGGUUAUCCUCAUAAUACGUAUCAUGGACCAGCUAGACAUUAUAGACCAUUUUUAAGUAAUAUGGGUGGCAUAGCACCUGGUCUUCCACCGAGCGUGAUGCCUGACAAGCCCUUGAGAUUCACGGAUUCACCUCAACACUAUGCAAGCAGUACAGGCUCUAAUGCACCAACGCCGAGCCCCAGAAGAAAGAGUAGCAGUACCAGCAACGAAGAUGUAUACACGCAUGAUGCAGGACGAGUGGAUCGAAUGGAAAGAGUACCAACGAUAUACAUGGGAAACGUUGCACCUUUUCCAGACUACGGUCCUCCAGUAUACACAGUUGUUCCACCAGAAUAUUAUAGACCUCCAGAACCAACGUAUUUUGUACCAACAGAUUACCACGAUAGAAUGCUCGAGUGUUCUGAAUUUCCACACGCUUAUGACAAUCCGAGCAGCAUAAAUAGUCCAGCUCGGCCAGUGUCAAGACUUCCACCGUACACUCAUCAUCGUACUUCAUCGAAUGUUUCAAAUGCGAGUACAUCAAGUCAAAGUAAUAUUAAUCCAACGUUUCGCUUAGAAGACGAGGACGAUUAUUCUUUGUAUUCGCCUGGACAUUAUUAUCAACGACCUUCGAACGUUAUUUCAAACGUAGGAACGUACAGUCCUAGUAUGCUUAAUCACGAAUAUAGCUCACAAUUACUGACACGUCAAAAUUCUCACGAUUCGAAUUCGAACUCGGGAGAAAGACCCAGCAAUUUAGAAGUAGUUAGUCGAUUACGAUCAAGUUUAAAACGAUCAAACUAUUCGUACAAUUCCCCAAAUAAGAGCGUAAGCAAAAAUAAUUCGGGUUCAGGAACGCCUACGAAUCCUACUCCGCCAGAUUCUUUAACAUCCGAGGACUCUAGUUACGUUUCCGCUAAAGAUAGCCAGAUUUCUAUAAGUAGGGUUCGAUUUUCUCCAGUGACUUUCGACCGUGAUGGAGUUUCACGCGAGCAUAGAGAAACCUUACUCGAUAUUCCUGUACAUGGACAAAACCAAGAUGUUACCGUACCCUUACAAGCUAAUCGACGAAUGAACAGAAGUAGAAAGCCAAGUAUCUCUGAAUUAGAGAGAGAUUUCUUGUCAUAGCAUUGGCUUAUUUAAAACGAUACGAAUGGUAGAAAUUAAUAAUCCGAAAAGUUUGUCAAUCUUGAAAGUAACACUUAAUUAGAAUCAUACGAAUCAAAGAGUAUCUGACGCGGCAGAAAUUUUUAAAUCGUUACGAUUAGAGAAAACUGCGAUGCACGUUCUCAAAGCACUGCCUCCUGCAGAACAUUUUUUCAUGUAUUAAUGCAGGUCAUCGAAUACUGUAAGAAUUAAACAUUCCAUAUAUAGAAUAUUGAGACAUCCUUGUGAGAGACUCUCAUAUCCGAUCAGACUGUUUUUAAUUCGAUAAAGAACUGGUAUGUCUCAUGUAUGUUUUGUAGCAAUAGUAUGAAUGUCAGGAUUGUAAUUCUUGCAUUGCGCAUUCGACAACAACAUUAUCCCAAUGUUAUUUGAAUUGUAUGUAUUACAAAUAUUCUAUUCGUACAUUCCGCACAUCCUGCAUCUGCUGCUGGCAUUGAGCAUGUAAAUACUAUGUAUUUCUAUUAUUCACAUGGGCACUUAAAGCAUUUAACAGAGGACGAAUGCUUUAAUUUAAAUGUUUUGGAAGGGAACGUAUAUAAAACAGUAUUAUGUUCUAUUAUAGACAUCUUGUUACAUUAUGCGAAUUCGUUGAAAAUGAUAUUGGCUCCAUUUUCUGGAUAUCGAGAAUUGGAUUGUGUGUAUCUACUUGUUCAUCCAAUGCCACAUUAGAGAAACGAGACUUUAUUGUUCCUUUAAUCAUACUACACAUGUCUGCUCAUAUUUAUUGGAGAUAUUCAACUUAUUAUUAAUUUACAUUCCAUCAAAAUUUUUUUGUGACUGACAAAAAAUAGUUGAAUGUUUAAACUGGCUAUUACAUAGCACGAUAGAAAUAAUUAUAUAAUCAGGAAAACAUUGAAAAGUUUUGCUGCAUAUACAAUUUCUUUUGCAUAAAUAUAUAAAACAUCAGAAAUGCAUAAAAAUAAUAGUACAUAUAAAUUUUUUUGUUUAUCAUUAUAUUAUGUCAAAUACGACAUUAUUUUGUUUUGUUUUAAUGUUUAUAUAGAUACCAUGGCACUAGGUACACGUGUGAACAAAUUUGUACAGUAGGAAUUUUAAUGAAUUCGUGAGCUACCAGCGUGAUAGAUUUAAUUUAGUAUGCCGUGUGCAGUUAAAAUGACACCUCUUUUAUAUAUAAAAAACAGUAUGCAUUCAAGUGAUUGGCGUACCUGUAGAGAAGUGUUUAACAUACUUAGUAUAUCUAUAAAAAGUAUAUAGCCGUUUAAGGUGUGAUAUACUUACAAAACUUUUAGAACAAAAACACUCCAUAUACAUAAUCAAUAUUGUACAUAUAAGUAUACAUUGGAUAGUUAUUAUUUGUUUAACAAUGUAACAAUGGUCGAUACAUUCCUUUAUAUAGGUACACUGUGUAAAGUCUAAAUGCACAAGUGCUACGAAAGUUGUUUUUAUUUUUCACUUACUAAUAUAUGACCAAGAUACCGGAUAUUAAGGAAAUGCAUUUCCUUCCUUUUUUUUUAAAUUAAUUAAGUAAAAAAAAAAAGAAAGGAAUACCCUCGAGAAGGCCUGUAUUCUGAUCUAUGUUCUAUUUCUCAUUAAUUACUAAAAAGUUGAUUUUUUAUGCGUGCAUGUGUUUAAUUUAUUGGUUCAAGAAUGUAAAGUAACAACUAAUUAAUUUAGAUUAAACUUACAAGCCAAUCAAAACUUAUUUACAUGUUGCGUAUGUUCUACGCCGUGGUGUAUCGAAUCAAAAUAAUUCCUUCAUUUCUCCGACCUCGUAUAAAAAGUUAAAUAUUAAAAAGCGACACAGAUUUUCGUUUCAAAAAAACUAUAUGCUUUCCUAAUGAUUUCCUGAAUGAUAAUCAGUAUUGUAGGAUAUGUCGCAAUGUAAAUAAUAUACAGUAGAUUUAAAGAAAGGUGAAGAGACAAACUUUGAAGAAGUAUUUUUUUGGUGAAUUCUAAUAUUUAAUAAUUAUUACAAAUUCAUUACUCCCAGUACAUUUUCUUUUGUAUACCAGAAAUUUAUUUAAUAUGUCGCCAAUAAAAUCCUUCUCAAAGCUGAAUUAACUAAGCAUUGAAGAUAUAUUUAAGUGUUUCUUAAGCAAGAAAAGUGAACCCAUUAAAUUGGCGCUUACAAGAAUUUAUUACAUACAUUAUGAUGUGAAAUAUUUCAUCUGGUUCAUACUCAUACUUGUUCAGACUUCAAUUUUUGAAAUCUUACUUGUAAUCGAGAAUAAUUAAUGAGUUGACUGAAAUAUUUAUGACAUUAUUAGAGACCUAUAGAAUAAUAUUUCAUGGGUAUGCCUUUCUAUGCUGUACAAAGAUAUUCUACGGUGCUAGUAUCGUGUACUUAAUAUGUUAAGAGACACAAAAAAAUUGAAAAUGCUUCCAAGGUAAUUGAAAAAUAUUUAAUGAAGUCUUAGAAUGCUAAUAUCGAUAAUUGUUGAUAGUAACAAUAAUUAUUUACAUAUAUAAAAUACAAUAUUAGGCAGCUAUCAACUAUCAAUUGUGUAAUGGCGUGUGAUCGCCAACAGUGCUAGUCUAAGCUAUAUUUAUUUUUUAUAUAUUAUAACUUCUUUAGCUUAAAGUAAGAAAAAAAUCCCAGUUUUGUAUUUCAUUAAAUAUCAUUUAUAGAUGAUAUGUUCCAUCGAUUAGAGAAAAUUUAUGAAGAAACAGUGUUCAGAAUAACUAUAUAAAAUGUGAUUUUUCGUAUUAUACUAUUAAUAGUAAAAUCAUUCUCAAAUCUAUAUGUUAACAUAUUUGAUUUGCAAAUGUACACUUAUACUGUUUUUUGAAAGUUAAGAAAUAGUUUCUUUUUUUUUUUAUCAAGAAGUUGAAUAAGACCAAAUAUUGUUGUUCUGAAUGCAUUUCUUUCGAUACAAACGAACAUUGUAAAUAUUUCCUUAUUGAAGUUAUACUAAAACUGCAUGCUGCUUACAAAUUAGUAAUUUGUACAAUAAAAUUUAUGACCAAGAAGAUACUUAUAAAAACGAGUGUGUUUUAAUGUACACAAAAUAUUUACUGUGAUAUCUCCUCCGUUCUUUGUAAGUUUAUUUGUUGUAAAAUAUAAUAAGCAAUCUUACUUAAUAAUAAUUGGUAUCGAGGAGUUAUCACAGUUUUUUAACUACUCGGUAUUCAUGUGUGAAAUUAAUUUUUUGUCAGUAUUUUUUGUAAUAUACGAGCUUAGAGGACGUAGAAUAUACCGCAACCCGUAAAUCCGUAAUCACUGGCAAUUUAUUUAAAUUUUAAAUUACUCUGUAGUUGUAAGAGUAUUACUAAUAAGCUAAGUGCAAUGUGUUCCAUGUGUAUUUAAGUAACAAAUGACUGCUUUGGUGUGCGCCUUAAAAAAUAAUGAAAUGCAGAACCCAAAGCUUGUGAAAGAAAACUUUUUUUGUGUAAUAUAACAACAUUGUACGAAGAUGUAGGAAUUUCAGAGAAUUUUCUGUGGUGAAUAUAGUUUGCCGAACAAGAUUGGGCACUGCAUGAUCAUCGAUAUUUACAGACAUGGAAACAGAAUGAGAUGAAAAAAAAAAAUUAUAACGAAUAUUAAAUUUACGAUACGCAAAAUUGAAAAAAGUGAAUUCAUUAAAGAAAUGCAAUAAUAAAUAUUGUCUUCGAUUUUUUACUCAACAGAUUUAAAUGUAAUGGAGUAUACACAAAAAAUUGAACGGGAAACGUGUCUAAUUUGCACUAAAAAUUCAUGUAUUUUUCCAAGCAUUGUACAUUAUUCUAUAAAUAUUAAUUAUAUAAAUUAUAAAUAGUAACCGGAGUAUAUAUUAUAUUAAUUAUUACAAUUAUUGUAACAUUUAAGCAUCGCAGACUGUAGGUGAUGCUUUACUAUUAUUAAUAAAUCAUUUCAAAUAACAA